Molecule: messenger RNA, 1470 nt
Organism: Zygosaccharomyces rouxii
Lineage: Eukaryota; Fungi; Ascomycota; Saccharomycetes; Saccharomycetales; Saccharomycetaceae
Gene: PTC6
Product: type 2C protein phosphatase PTC6
Exons: 1
Coding region: 1-1470 (489 amino acids)
Biological process (GO): protein dephosphorylation
Molecular function (GO): protein serine/threonine phosphatase activity
Source: RefSeq, a predicted model, not a curated record
AUGGGGAGAACUCAAUCGUUUAUUCAUCUAAAACCUGCGAAUCUGCAGGCAGGGUUUGGUAGUACAAGACGCUGGAAACCAGUACUACCCACAAGAGAGACUGAUACUACUAAUGAUAUCGAUAAAAAGUUUUACAAUGACAAGACGAUGCUGAAAGUUCAUUUGAACAAAUUUCCUGAUUUGAUAGGUCAUAGCACAAGUAGAAUCAAUCGACUUUACAAUGAGGAUGCAUAUUCUAUAAAUAUAAUGAAACUACCGUCACUAGCACAAAAGAUGGAGGUUCGAAAUAAUUUAAAUGACCUGCAACGUCGAUUUGAGUUGAGCAAAGACUGGAAGAGAUCAGUUUUGAAUUUAUCAGUUUUUGAUGGACACGGUAAUAAAGGUAGAGUUUCUAAAUUGUUAGCAGAGAAUUUACACCAGUACUUAGUGGAUGUGGUACCCACUCGACAAGAAUUUGAUAAAUUACUACAAAGAUAUUGCCAAGAGAUUGGUGGCCAAUAUUGGCAAAGGAUCUAUGAUAAUAGAAAUGAUUUUUACGAAACUUUUAUCUCCAAUUGUCAAACGAAGCAAGAGUUGACAGGUUCAAGAAUGAUUUUUGACAGAUGGGGGAACAUUAUUGAUAAAAAUAGCCUACUAAGUGAAUCUGAAAGGUUAAGGAUAUUUUAUGCGUACUUGAAAUUCGAUUUAGAUCAUUGUUGUGGGUUUGCAAGUAAUAAUGACGAAGGAAAUCUUUCUUUUGAAGAAAGGUGCCAAACAUUUUCUGGAGGUUCGACUGGAUCUUCGAUGUUUAUAAGUGCCUAUGAUGAAUCGAUGUCCUUUGAAGAUGCAUUUUUCGUUGAUCCUGCAGGUUUAUUAAAACUGGUCAUUACGCAAGUCGGGGAUACAAAGAUUGUACUAUGUGAUCAAAAUGGGAUCGCUCAUAAUCUAACUAAAGUCCAUCACGCUUCAUCAACUAGAGAAACUAAAAGGUUGGAAAAUUCUAAUAACAUUGCAAAGGAUUCCUUUGGUGAAGCAAGAUUUCUCAAUAAUUAUGCUAAUACGAGGUCUUUUGGAGAUUUACCGGGUAAAGCAGAGGGACUAUCGUGUGAACCUGAUAUUUAUUCGUACUUGAUCGGUAGUAAGUUACAACUACCGCAUUCAGAAUUAUCAAAGAUGCAAUUUGGUGGUGAUGAAUGCUUCAUAUGUUUAAUUACAGAUGGUGUUUCGGAUCUCAUGUCAGAUCAGGAACUUACAGAUCUCAUUACUUCCACUGUCAAUCUAAGAGGUCUCAAAGUAGCGACUCCACAAUUCGUGGCUGAUCAAGUCAUUAAAUAUGUUAUGGCGGUCGGCGGUAGGCAAGCUGAUAAUGCAACUUGUCUGGUGAUGAGACUACCCAACUGGGGGAAUUGGCCAGAUGUUGAUCGUACUGGUGCCCAGAGGGAAAGUAAACUAAUGGCAGCUUCACAAGCUGAUCGUACUGAUGAUUUUUAA